UAUACAAAACACAGAAGGCAGGCUCAGAAGCAGACUAAAGGAUCAAAGGAAAAGAAAGAAAGAAAGAAAGAAAGAAAGAAAGAAAGAAAGAAAGAAAGAAAGAAAGAAAAGAUGCAGACAAAGAGUUUCCUAGCCGUUUUCUUUGUCCUCCUCUUCAGCUUUGAGCAAGGUUAUACCCUGGAGUGCUACACGUGUGCGUGGACCACCUGUUUAAUUGCGAAACCCAAAAAGACCUGUGGCAUCACAGAACAAUGUGGGUCAAUAACAGCACAAUAUGGUGCACUUCCCAUUACAAGGAAGGACUGUAUUGAAAGCACCAAGUGUUCCAGAAAUACUUCAGAUACAUAUUUGGGUAUCCCAUUUACAUAUAUCCCAUCUUGUUGUUCCUUUGAUCUCUGCAAUUCUGCUGUGACACAGAGUCUGUCAGUGGUCACUGGCAUAGCAGCCCUGGUGGCCCUCUGGCUAGCUACAUUUUAUUAAGUGCCAAGAAACAUGCCUCUUGUAGAGUACAUUUGCCAGAUGCUACUUGUACUGUGCCACAAAUGGAAUUUUUUUCUAUACUAUAUCGGAAUGUAUUAUUCCAAAGAGGGUUUUUAUGGUUUUUUGUUAAGAACAUUAAUCUGAUUUGCUUGCUGUAUCUUUCCUUAGCUAAACCUGACUUCAAUGUUAAAUGGUCUGAAGAAUCCUCUAGUUUUAAAUGAUUUUUUUGGAACCAUAGUCUUGCUGAUAACACUUCUGUACAGCCCACUCUUUGUUUCCAUAGAAUAUUAAUUACAAAAUGGUUUUUUUUCUCGUGGACCUCCACACCUCUAUUUAUUUAGAAAAAAGAGAGAGAAAAGUUCUGUUCUUCCACAUUCUGCAUUCCUCCAACAAAAUGUAAAUGACUCAGUGUUCCCAACAUUGGGAAUUUUGGGAACUCAUAGAUUAUGUCUAAAUGGUAACUACCCAUUAUACAUGGGCACACAUUUGCUUCUGUAUAAAUUCCAUAGAGAAAACAUUCAUGCCAUGUCAUUGGACGGUUUUUGUCAAUAGUUUAGCAUAUAGUUCACGUCCUUGGAUGCAAGGAAAAUCAGGGUUUCGUAUGUGCUCUCUGCCCAAAUACCAAAUGUAUUGUUCACUCAAACAUUUUACAGAAGACAAAGGGGAUUUUCUGUCUUUUCUGCAUUCUUCCCUCUAAAUUCAUUACUCUUGUGCCUUUAGCUAGACUGUGUCACACACCUCUGCCUUGGGCUUUAUUUCAUCUUUUGAUUUCUGUCAAAUUAUACUAUAAACAAUAUACUAUUAUACUGAUCACCUGCUCUGUCAAUAAUUCUUAUUGUUGGGAUAACAUUGCUAUUAUCAAAUGGGUUGUUUUUUUUUUAUCUGCACCCUAUUUCAGUAAAA
Xenopus laevis (African clawed frog) is the source of this 1383-nucleotide messenger RNA. Its product is annotated as sperm acrosome membrane-associated protein 4-like. NCBI's taxonomy places the organism in Eukaryota, Metazoa, Chordata, Amphibia, Anura, Pipidae. Bases 112 to 480 code for a protein of 122 amino acids. The record is from RefSeq and is a predicted model, not a curated record. The transcript is spliced from 3 exons.